Messenger RNA from Polyodon spathula (Mississippi paddlefish), 2402 nucleotides. Its product is annotated as katanin p60 ATPase-containing subunit A1-like. Lineage: Eukaryota; Metazoa; Chordata; Actinopteri; Acipenseriformes; Polyodontidae. The record is from RefSeq and is a predicted model, not a curated record. Gene Ontology annotation, molecular function: microtubule severing ATPase activity; microtubule binding; ATP hydrolysis activity. The transcript has 12 exons. The coding region runs from base 253 to 1743 and encodes 496 amino acids. Gene Ontology annotation, biological process: microtubule severing. Gene Ontology annotation, cellular component: microtubule cytoskeleton.
UCAUUUUUUUUCACUUCAAACACAGACAGAGGCAGGGGUGGUGAGAGCGCUAAUAAGGACAAGAACUUAACUUGAAAAACGCAUUAACUAAUUACAGUACACAGUUUUGUGUUCAGAUUAAUAUUAUCCUGCUGGAAGUUUACUGUUUUCUCAAUUUAUUUUGCAUCCUGUAGGUAACUUCAACAGAAUCCUUCCAGGAUACCUUUGUCAAGAGCGUGAGCAGGAGGAUCAAGGCAGCAGACACUGUUGAAAAUGAGUCUCGUUGAAAUCGGUGAAAAUGUGAAACUUGCCCGAGAAUAUGCUUUACUUGGGAAUUACAACUCUGCCAUCGUCUAUUAUCAAGGAGUGCUUGAGCAGAUGAGGAAAUACCUGUUUUCUGUGAAAGACCCUUUAUUACAACAAAAAUGGCAACAGGUUCACUUGUUUUUCUGGCAGGUCUGGCAAGAAAUAAAUGAAGAAAAUAAACAUGUCAAAGAAAUUAUGGCAACCCUGGAUGGCUUUAAAGUAGAAAGCACUCCUGCUAAACCACUGAGUCAAGAUGGAGACAUUUGGCCAGUGCAAGUUGAACGCAGGCCAUCACCCUGUCCUGUAAGACGACAGCCAGUUCAAUACAAUGAUGCCAGACCUCACCACAACAACAGAUUAAGUGUUGCUCAGAAAGGCCAACAUUGGCAAUCCCCUCGGAGUGCAAACAGUGACCGAGUGAGACCUGUCCGGGGGAAAGAGAGAAAGGAGGCACAGGGCAAAGCGAAAGAUGAUAAGAGAAAAUCUGCUGCUUCUGCUGAUGUUUCAGAAUCAGAAGUGAAGAAAUUUGAUGGGACCGGAUAUGAUAAAGACUUGGUAGAGGCCCUGGAAAGAGAUAUAAUAUCGCAAAAUCCAAACGUUAAAUGGGAUGAUAUCGCAGACUUGGGAGAGGCAAAAAAACUGCUAAAAGAAGCUGUAGUUUUGCCCAUGUGGAUGCCAGAGUUCUUCAAAGGAAUUAGACGACCGUGGAAGGGGGUGUUGAUGGUUGGCCCUCCUGGAACAGGAAAAACACUGCUGGCCAAAGCUGUAGCCACUGAAUGUAAAACAACCUUUUUCAAUGUUUCUUCAUCAACACUUACUUCCAAGUACAGAGGGGAGUCUGAGAAAUUAGUGCGUCUCUUAUUUGAAAUGGCAAGAUUCUACGCUCCUACUACUAUAUUCGUUGAUGAGAUUGACUCGAUCUGCAGCCGCAGAGGGACGUCGGAAGAACACGAGGCCAGCAGAAGGGUGAAAGCAGAGCUAUUAGUUCAGAUGGAUGGUGUUGGAGGGGCGUCAGACAAUGAAGAUCCUUCAAAAAUGGUUAUGGUUCUUGGAGCCACCAACUUUCCCUGGGACAUAGAUGAGGCUCUUAAAAGACGAUUAGAAAAAAGGAUUUACAUCCCCUUGCCUUCAGCUGAAGGCAGGGAAGAACUCCUAAAAAUAAACCUGAAAGAGCUAGAAUUGGCGAGUGAUGUUGAUCUAACUAAAAUAGCGGAGCAGAUGGAUGGUUAUUCUGGUGCCGACAUUACAAAUGUGUGCCGGGAUGCCUCGCUGAUGGCAAUGCGACGUCGUAUUGAAGGUCUGAUGCCAGAAGAAAUCCGAAACAUUUCCAAAGAGGAAAUGCACAUGCCAACCACCAUGAACGAUUUUGAAAUCUCUUUAAAAAAGGUCUCUAAAUCAGUGUCUGCUACAGACAUUGAAAAAUAUGAGGCGUGGAUUGCAGAAUUUGGGUCUUGCUGAGACUGGUCUUUAAUAAGCUCAAGUUGCAGCUAAUAUUGAGAGGAUAUGCUUUAGUGUUACUUGAGAAAUUGUAGCCUCGCACUCUUAUCAAUACAAUUUUAAAAAGUAAAACUGGGCAUCUUGAUGUUGCUACUGGGGUGUAAUUUUGUUGUUCAUAUUCAAUUGCAAGGGCCAGUAACUUUCAUCUAGAUGAAGUGAUUAUAUUACUAAUGUGUGUUGUUUUUUUAAUUAAAAAAAAAAAACAUGGUACUUUUCAAAAUGACUUCUGUAAAAGUACUUCAUAAAAUAUGAAACUAGAUUUGUGGAAUUUAAUAAAGAUUUAAUAAAGUUGUUAAAAAAAAAAAAAAAAAAAAAAAAAGACUGUUUAUACUUUUUAACCAAUUCAACAAAAUGUAGAUUUUGCGCAUGACUCAACUGUUAUUCUUAAAUGAUUUUACUAUACAACUGCCUUUUGCUUUCCGAAUUUAUAGCACAGAAAUAUUUUUAGAAACAACAACUAACACUAAAGCCAGAACAUGUCACGACCCAGAUAAUCUCUUAACCACACAAAAGAAAGUGUAAACUAAAUAUAAUACUAAUAUAGAAAUAACUACUCUAUGUAAAUGUUAUAAUCAAAGUGUGUUUGUGGCACAUCACUGCCUCAUUGAAUUAGUAACACU